UCAGGGCGCUGGUCGUGAGGAGGAGGAGGCCUGGGAGGCAGCGCGCCUGCUGUGCGGGGUGUGUCUGAGGCUCCUUGAGCCCCAACAGCCCGAUAUUGGGGUCCUCGUGCCUCCCGGACUCCUCUCUGCUCACAGCGUCCCCGCAGCCUGACCCCAUUUCACCUCCAGCCUUGGGGACCGGCCUCUCAGGUCCCGCCGCCCAGGUCCCAGCGCUCAGAAUGGAUAUGAACUUUAAGGACGUGGCCAUUGCCUUCUCUCAGGAGGAGUGGGGGCUCCUUGAUGAGGCUCAGAGACUUCUGUACUACGAUGUGAUGCUGGAAGUUUUUGCACUUGUAUCAUCUCUAGGUUGUUGGCAUAAAAUGGAAGAUGAGGAGGCCUGUUCAAUUCAGAGUGUAUCUAUACAAGGAGAGUCAAAGGUCAGGGCUUCUAAGACAGCUCCAGCCACCCAGAAGAUCCCUCUGUGUAAGCAGUGUUUCUCUGUGUUAAAAGAUAUUGUGCACCUGACUGGGUCACAUGCAGCAUACUUUGAGCAGAAAGCCUUCUGUACUGAUGUAUGUGUUGGAGACUUCUGUUUCAGUGCAAACCCUCACCAGCAACAGAGGAAUGAAUGUGGAGAGGAGCCCUGGAAAGAUGCUAUGGACGGGGCCUCCUUUGUAAGCAGGUGCAGCUUCUCCUUAUCUUCAGUGCCUUCAGCCAGCAGGGAGGUUGGGGAAGACUUGCAAUACAACUCACAGCUUCCCCAGCACCAGGCCACUCUCAACACUGAGGAGCUCCACUGUGGCAGUGAGAUUUCACAGGAAUUGCUUGAUGCAAGAAGUCCUCACCAGUGGGGUGAAUGUGAAAACGCUGCCAGCCACAACCUGAAAGUUGUUCAAUGUCAGGGUGUGUGUUCUGGGGAACUGAUUUAUGAAUGUAACAAAUGUAGGAAAGUGUUUAGACGAAACUUGAACGUCAUUCGACAUAAGAGAGUUCACACUGAAGAAAAGCGAUACGGGUGUAAUGAAUGUGGGAAGUUCUUCAGAAAAAGACCCGCACUCAAUAAACACCAGAGAGUUCACACUGGAGAGAAGCCAUAUGAGUGUACAGAAUGUGGAAAGUCCUUUUGUCUAAGGGCUAACCUCGCUAGACACCUCAGAGUUCACACUGGAGAGAAGCCAUAUGAGUGUACAGAAUGUGGAAAGUCCUUUUGUCUAAGGGCUAACCUCGCUAGACACCUCAGAGUUCACACUGGAGAGAAGCCAUAUGAGUGUACAGAAUGUGGAAAGUCCUUUUGUCUAAGGGCUAACCUCGCUAGACACCUCAGAGUUCACACUGGAGAGAAGCUGUAUGAGUGUAGAGAAUGUGGGAUGUCCUUUUCUCAAAGGUAUCACCUCACUAGGCACCUCAAAGUUCACACUGGAGGGAAGCCAUAUCCAUAUGAGUGUAGAGAAUGUGGGAUGUCCUUUCGUCUAAGGGCUCACCUCACUGUACACCUCAGAGUUCACACUGGAGAGAAUCCAUAUGCGUGUAGAGAAUGUGGGAUGUCCUUUUGUGAAAGGGAUCACCUCAUUGAACAUCAGACUGUUCACACUGGAGAGAAGCCAUAUGAGUGUAGAGAAUGUGGGAUGUCCUUUCGUCGAAGGGCUCAUCUCACUGAUCACCUCAGAGUUCACAAUGGAGGGAAGCCAUAUGAAUGUACUGAAUGUGAAAAGUCUUUUACCCAAAAAAAUAGUCUUAUUAAACAUCUGAGAGUUCACACUGGAGAGAAGUGUUAAAUGUGUGGGGAGUGUUUUAUUUUAUUCACUUAGAAUAACAACAGUGAUGGUGACUCUUUGGGACCUAUUUUCCUGAAUUUAAACCCCUUUUUAAUGGAACAUACACUCUGCUAGAUUUCUCCUAAGUUUCUGGUACAAGUGAGGCUUGAAGGAGGUGAAUUGCACUUGGUAAGAUGCCCAGAACUAAUACCUGAUUGAUUUGUGGCUGAAGAGAUUUUGAGAAAGCUAACCCCUAUUUUGUAAAACUACUGUUUGGAAUUCUCUGCCAUUCUUUAGACGGUCUCUUAUUCUA
Myotis brandtii (Brandt's bat) is the source of this 2046-nucleotide messenger RNA. Its product is annotated as zinc finger protein 501-like. The record is from RefSeq and is a predicted model, not a curated record. Lineage: Eukaryota; Metazoa; Chordata; Mammalia; Chiroptera; Vespertilionidae. Gene Ontology annotation, biological process: negative regulation of transcription by RNA polymerase II; regulation of cytokine production; regulation of immune system process. The transcript is spliced from 3 exons. Gene Ontology annotation, molecular function: DNA-binding transcription factor activity; RNA polymerase II cis-regulatory region sequence-specific DNA binding. Bases 219 to 1754 code for a protein of 511 amino acids.